Messenger RNA from Photinus pyralis (common eastern firefly), 2498 nucleotides. RefSeq names its product polypeptide N-acetylgalactosaminyltransferase 13-like. The coding region runs from base 330 to 2192 and encodes 620 amino acids. Lineage: Eukaryota; Metazoa; Arthropoda; Insecta; Coleoptera; Lampyridae. The transcript has 9 exons. Gene Ontology annotation, cellular component: Golgi apparatus. The record is from RefSeq and is a predicted model, not a curated record.
AACGAAUACGCCUACGCCACUGGCCGAUGGACGUAACUUUCACUCCAUUCAAAAGUGGCCAAUUGAUAGAGGUGAAAUUUGUAUACCUGGCGAGUUCACGGUCGGCUGACGUGAAAUGACCGUUCACCCGUUCUACCACCUUUGUUUUACGGAGGCUUCUCCUUAUAAGUGUGCAAUGUAUCUCGGUUAAAUUCGGACGGAAUUGGUUGUUAGUGAUAUGCGGUGGCGCUAUAAUUAGUGAUGAAUAAGCAUUUCGGCCAUCUAUUGGGUUACAUCAAAAGAGAAGGGGGCUAGUGUAGCGGAACGCGCGCCAGUUUAAAUUUAUUUCAAUGAUCUCCCUUAUCGGUGAUAACCCAAAGGUCAUCGAGACCACAGAGGCGGUCAUGUUAGGUGCCCCCUUAAGACGAUGUCGACGUGUUGGACCUGUGAUUUUUCUAUGUCUGCUGCUCACCAUCGUGUUUGUUUGGCGAAGAGUGGAGGUGGGCGAGGACAAUAUCGUUGGGAAGCACAUAUUUCGAAAAAAUCAAGAGGAGUACAUUGACAGAAGAGGGGUUCAUGUGGUUGUGGGUCAUUACGUUGGCAACCCCGCCGAUAAAGUUCCAAAUGCGACUCUCGAAAUGAUUAAUGCGAAUAAUUUUGCGCCAGAACCCAACGCAGGCAAAGACGGUUUUCCGGUCGUCAUUGCGCCGAAGGAUAUAAUCAAAAUGAGGCAGUUAUUUCAAAUAAACCGUUUCAAUCUUAUGGCUAGUGAUAGGAUACCCCUAAAUCGUACUUUACCCGACGUCCGAAAAAAGAAAUGUAAAAGUAUGUACCAAGAUUACAAGGAGUAUCCCAAAAGCAGCGUUAUUAUUGUUUAUCACAAUGAGGCUUGGUCUACGUUGCUAAGAACUGUAUGGAGUGUAAUUAACCGGUCACCGAGAGAAAUUAUGGAAGAAAUUAUUUUAGUGGAUGAUGCCAGCGAGAGAGACUUCCUCAAGAAACCACUCGACGACUACGUGAGCACGUUACCGGUUAAAACUCGAAUAAUACGAAAUUCUGAACGCGUUGGUCUGGUGCAAGCGCGCUUGCAAGGCGCACGUGUUGCCAAGGGCUCCGUUUUGGUAUUUCUAGACGCUCACUGUGAAUGCACCAUGGGUUGGUUGGAAAGCAUGGUUUCCAGAAUAAACGACGAUCCCACGACUAUAGCCUGCCCGGUCAUCGAUAUCAUCAACGACGACACAUUUGCCUACGUCAAAAGUUUCGAACUGCACUGGGGCGCCUUCAACUGGCUCCUGCAGUUCCGCUGGUAUACUCUAGCAGGACCGGCUUUGCAAAAACGAGCGAAGGAUAACACGGAACCGUUUGUCACGCCGACCAUGGCCGGCGGAUUAUUCGCGAUCGAUCGACAGUUUUUCUUCAAUUUGGGCGGCUAUGACGAGGGCCUGAGAGUGUGGGGCGGCGAAAAUUUGGAGUUGUCCUUUCGCGCGUGGCAAUGCGGGGGGCGUAUCGAGAUAGUUCCUUGCUCGCACGUCGGGCACUUGUUCAGAAAAUCGUCUCCGUACAGUUUCCCAGGCGGCGUUGGCGAGACUCUCUACUCAAAUUUGGCGCGGGUGGCUUUGGUUUGGAUGGACGAGUGGGGCGAUUUCUACUUUAAAUUUAACAACGAGGCACGCAAAAUCAAAAACAAGCAGGAUGUCAGCAGCCGGCUGCAGUUGCGCUCGAAGCUACACUGUAAAAACUUUAAGUGGUACCUGGACAACGUUUGGCCGCAACACUUUUUUCCCAGCCGAGCUCGCUUUUUCGGCCGAAUUCGAAAUUUGGGCGAAAAUUUGUGCCUGAUCAAACCGUUGGGGAAAGAAACUUCCAAUCAACCUAUGGGAAUUGCCAAACUCAAUCAGUGCUUGAAGGAAGAGUUGCUCAUCGAGAUGUUCGUCAUGACGAGAGAAGGAUUUAUUAUGACCGACGACUCGGUCUGUCUGGAUGCGCCCGAAAAGCAAGUCAUCGGUCCCAUGAAGGUUAGAAUAAUGGCCUGUAGCGGGUAUAGCAGGCAGAAGUGGAAGUACAACAAGAAUACAAAGCAAUUGGUGCACGUAUCCAAUAAACUGUGCCUAGAUGUUCCGUCGUCCAGAAAAUAUGAAGACGGCCUUGUGUUAAAUUCUUGCAAUGGGAGCUCAACGCAAAAAUGGGAGCUGGAAUCCGUGGUGUGGCAUUAGUAAUGAAAUGGUGAUUAAUAACUCAAAAAACCAGGAUUUGAGUGAUUCUGCUAUUAUUGCUGGGUGCAAAAACUCAUCGUCCUUCGUUUUCCUAAACUAGAGUGUCGCGUCUGCCGCGUACAUGAAACAUGUACGAACAUUUUAAUUGAAUUUUACCGUCUAUAAAAAUAAUAACGCGUGUAAAAAAUUAAUCAUCAAGGUCCUGUAAUUUAUUUAACAUUUAAUAAACACCUUAAAGACAAAGAAAUGUAUACAUCUGUUGUGUAAUGUGCAUUACUGUUAUUAAUUAAAAUUGAUUUAAAUGGA